UAUCAAGGGACGAAACGAAACGAAACUACUAGCCUCCCUCUCCCAGUUUCUCCCCCUCCCUAUCUCUCUGUCCCUGCUUGCAUUGCUCGUGUUGACGCGCCUGCAAGUACGAGACAGCGAGCGGGAGGAAGAAGAAACAAAAAGGCCGGCCCCCGAUGCUAGCUCGCCGCAAGAGCACUACCACCACGCCAAUCCAUUGAGGCGGCUUCGUUAGCGUAGCGGCGGCCGGCGGUGGAAGCUAAGUGUAAAGCGGCCGCCUGCUCGGGGGGAUAAAAGCUACAACGGGCAGCGGCAGGAGGAGGCGUCGUCUCGAGGACUGCGCGCAAUGCCCCUGUCGCGGCACACGGUCGGGAACGAGUACGCGCUGGGUGGCCGCGACCUCUACCGCGCGGCCGACCAGCACGACCCGGAGGACGUCCUCGAUGGCGUCGCCAUGGCCGGACUCGUCGGCGUCCUCCGCCAGCUCGGCGACCUCGCCGAGUUUGCUGCACAGGUGUUCCACGGCCUGUACGACGAGGUGAUGAGCACGUCCGCGCGAGGGCACGGCCUCAUGCUCCGGGUGCAGCAGCUGGAGGCAGAGCUGCCGCUGCUGGAGAGAGACUCCUGCCAGAGAGACUACCUGCAUGUCGCUUCUAACAGGGGUGUCGAUUGGCGUUCGAAUCCGAGGGUCGACCAAGGGGUUGUCACGAGAGGCGACACGCCUCGCUUCAUCAUGGAGUCAAUCAAGCAGUGUCGCGGACCACCCAAGCUCUUCAUGCUCGACAAGUAUGAUAUCGGCGGCGAGGGGGCGUGCUUGAAGAGAUACACCGACCCGUCUUUCUUCAGGACGGAUUCCGCAUGUUCCACCUUGCCGCAUGAGGAAGGAAUUCGAGAUGAAAGAAGACCUCCCAAAGCCAUGGAGAUCAGGCCUAACCUUGAGAAUGCCCAGAUUUUCCAGCCCCCUAACGCAGCCGACAAUGUCUCCAAGCUGGAGACUGAUCCAUCUGCUGAAGCUAUGGAUGAAGUGCCCACAAACCGCAGACGGCUGAAGUACCGCCAACUAAAUGGAUCUGUAUUCCAAAGCUUCAGACCACUUAUGCUGAAUCUGUAUGAAAAGCCUUCGUCAGAGGAGAAACUCGUCACAGGUGGCCACUCAAAAGUGCGUAUAUCUGUGAAUGGUUCACCUGAAUCGGAUACUGAAGAGAGAGAUACCAUGGUAGACACGUCCGUCAACAUGGGCAAAGGCAAGGUCGCUGUUCGCAAGAACAGACCAGUUUCUGAAGAAGCACUGUCACGUUCUUCAGAUGCUCGGUCAGCUGGAAGCAGCAAGGGCUACAACUCCGAAUUGGAUGUCUACGUGGACGCAUUAACCACGGUGGACUCUGAAGCGGAGACAGACUCGGAACACAGGGGCCAUGGACAAUGUACCUUUGAUCGGAUGGAUUCAGACAAUAGAUUCUCCAAUGCUCAAAACGCCAUGACAUCGAGGAACAGCAACUUCGACAAGAAAGAUAGGCCAGAUGUUCCCUCAGCAAAUAGAGAUAUGAGUAACCAGCAUGAAGAAGCCACGGUCUCCACACAAAACACCAAACCAGUGGUUGUUGGCGAACAUGAGAGGACCAGCUCGUUAGAGGAACUGCUUGGCCAAGAAAAACCUGCUUCUUGGGAUCAUGAGAGGACUAGCUCCUUGGAGGAAUUGCUCACCGAAGAUUUCAAUGCUCCAGAAUCUGGAGCAAGAGAGCAGGCUACUGAAGAGCAGAGCUGCAAUGGCAGUGCCACCGGUGCUGUAUCAAAUGGCACACAAGAUAUUACUAAGAAGACCAAGGAAGUCAAGGAGAACUCUAACAUUGCAACUAUUUCCUUCAAGAAAAUAGCAAGCAAGAGGUCCAGAUAUGUCGGCAGCAUGGCUGCAAAAGUUGGCAUUCUGCCAAGGAAACUCUCCAAGAAGCAUGACCCUUUCUCUGAUUCCCUCCGGUGCAUGGCGAAGCAACUCCUUGAACUGAAGUACGAUGGCACUAAAGAUAGCGACUUAUAUGACUUUGAAGCAAACAGUGUGGGAUGUGAUGUCAAGUAUCAGGGAAUUUCUGACCCUCCUGUUGAAAUUAAGGAGAGUGACGUGCACAAAUUUCUGCCAGAUUCAUCCUAUGAUGAUGUGGGUUCAAGAAAAUGCCCGCAGGAAGAAAUGAACCAUGGGCAGGAGCAUGAUGCUCCACCUACUGACAGUCCACAUGAUUCAGUCCCUGAUGAAGGAAACGGAUUUCAGGACCCCAACAUGAUCUACUUGGCAAGCAUCAUCACAUCUUCCAGUUCCCAAGAGGAAGAAGGAUGUGCAAGUACUUCACUGCAUGAGAAUUCAUCUAUGGCAGUGCUCAACCAUAUUUUGGAGCAUGCUCAAGAGAAGUUUGAGGAACAUCUUGACAAGGAUGUGAAUGAGGACAUUCAUACAGAAGUCAUUUCUGAAAAUUCAUCUGGCAAGUGUGAAGACUUGAAAGAAGUCAGCAUUUACUCAGAGCAGGUGAAUGUGGAAGAUAUGGAGGAAAGCAAUAAAUCUGAUGUAUAUGUGUUGGAUGAUGAAACAGCCGAGUACAUAGAAGAGCAAGUAGUUUCAGAUGGUAUGAACUCUUCACCGGUUUCAUCCAAGCAAUCAGAUGAUCCCUGCCGGAUAACUCCACUCGCCCUCGCAGAUGAAGAUGAUACAGUGGCAUGUAAGGUCAUCGAUAGCCCUGAAGUGGAUCAUAUUACAUUAUCAGAAACAUUCACGGACAUUGAUCUACCUAAUGUGGUAAAUGAGUCAGUAAUCAGCAGCGAACAUGCCAUGCCAGAAAAUGAACAGUACUAUUUCCAUCCAGAAACUACUUUUGGACAAGAUCUGUGUCUCGACAACAAUGAAAUUGUAGGGGAAAAUGGGGAAGUUCCACUAUGCAGCUCAACCACUGUGGCUAUAACUCCUGAACCAACUGUAAACAGAGAGAUAGAACAUGAGUUUCAUCAAGCUGUGUAUCAGGAACCAUCGAAUUCAUUCAAUAGCAGUAAAGUUUUUGGAGAUCCACUAGCUUCUGACUCCAGAGAUGUUGCACCGUCAGUCAUCUCGAGCUUUGAUUGGAUGCUUAAUGGUGCAAUGCAGCAGUCAUUCAAUGUCUUUCCUUCUCAUCCAACUAAUGGAAAUGAACAAGAAAAUGGUUCUUCUGAAGAUGCGCCACCACUUCCUCCUCUUCCACCGAUGCAGUGGAGAACAAACAAGAUACAGACAUGCUCAUCACCGUUAUCUGCAAAGAUCGGGAGACCACCAAGGCCAAAACCUCCAGCAAAACAACAAGAAAGUGAAGCUGCUCAUAUUCUUCAGGAGAACAAUCUCCACAAAGGCUUGAGUUUGCAGAAUGAAGUAGCGCAGGCAACUAUUUCUAGUGAUCAUGAGACAAAUCAACUCCUUAACAUGGAUUUUCAUGAAAACCAUCACCAGGAAGGAGAUGAAUAUCAUGCCCAGGAUUCCAAUCCAUUUCCCUCGUCAGAAGCUGAAUGUUUGGCAGAAAUUGAUUCAGUAAAAAGUGAAAAUCUGCACCCAUUGCAGCUACCUGAGCUUAUAGUUGUUCCGGAAGAGGCAUGGUCAGAGUUUGGUAAUAUAAAAUUCAUGCCAGAACAAGAAGGAAAACUCCAACUAAACAACGGACUUUCUGGUUUGGCAGCACAAAAGACCAGCGGGAAGCCUGAUUUGUUUGCAUAUUAUAAGGAAAAGGAAUUAUCAUUUGCAGGUAGUGACAAAGUUGCAAAUUCAGAAGAAAACAAACCAAAUGGUGCUGUUAAACAUAUGCAAAAUCUGGACUUGCCAGCACAACAGAAAAACGACAAAAAUGAUUGUGAUCGCAAGGCAGAGGAGUUUUCCUCUGCAUUAGAGGAUGAAUCAUCAAAAUCACCAACUCAUACAGUGCCAAAACCACCUAGAUACCCUCUACUUCCUGUUACUUCUCAUGACAGAAGCAUGCUAAGAAAGGUACCAACUUUGGUUCAGCCUUCGAGUAAGCUUGCAGAUGAGAAGAACACACUAUUGGAACAGAUAAAGAACAAGUCUUUCAACUUGAAGCCUGUUCUUGCAAAGAGACCAAAUGUAAUGGGUGGUCCAAAAACUAACUUACAAGUGGUGGCCAUUCUAGAGAGAGCCCAUGCGAUUCGCCAGGCUGUUGCUGAUGACGAUGACGACGAUAGCUGGAGUGAGUAGCUGGCUCUUCCCCAAAGCGAUUUCGGCUCCUGAUGUUUCAGAAGUGAUUGCAUCGAUCAGACCUUUGUGUCCCUGUUCUUGCAUGGAGCAAAAGAUGAAAUAGAGCCAAGUUACCACAGGUUUUCAUGCCAAGACAAUUGGCAUGGACCAGGUGAUGCCCAUGGAUGGGCAGGAACGGUAGAAGCAACGUUGCAACUGCAAACGUAGUGUGUCUCUACUUGUACUAUCUGUGAAGUUUCGAAGUGCGUCAAUGUUUAUUACCUUUCGAUGCGCCUCUUGAAAGUUUCAUGUGCUUGGUGAGGAUUGUUAGGUUGUAUAUGCCUCCUAGGACUAGUGUCAUUUUUGUAACUUGGUGAGUGUACAGAAAGAAGCAUGAUUUUUGAGUUGUUCUGGACAUCUGAAGCAGAUAGAGCAAGCAACUGAAUUGUAUAUGCCUCCUAGGUUGUAUAUGACUGUACAGAUCUCUGAAUCCGACAGUUGGCCGCCUAA
This is a messenger RNA of Zea mays, 4681 nucleotides long. RefSeq names its product protein SCAR2. Gene Ontology annotation, cellular component: cytoskeleton. The record is from RefSeq and is a predicted model, not a curated record. The transcript is spliced from 9 exons. The coding region runs from base 326 to 4192 and encodes 1288 amino acids. NCBI's taxonomy places the organism in Eukaryota, Viridiplantae, Streptophyta, Magnoliopsida, Poales, Poaceae. Gene Ontology annotation, biological process: actin cytoskeleton organization; positive regulation of Arp2/3 complex-mediated actin nucleation. Gene Ontology annotation, molecular function: protein kinase A regulatory subunit binding; Arp2/3 complex binding; actin binding.